Molecule: messenger RNA, 1623 nt
Organism: Anneissia japonica
Lineage: Eukaryota; Metazoa; Echinodermata; Crinoidea; Comatulida; Comatulidae
Product: peptidyl-prolyl cis-trans isomerase NIMA-interacting 1-like
Exons: 3
Coding region: 91-552 (153 amino acids)
Cellular component (GO): nucleus; cytosol
Molecular function (GO): protein binding; peptidyl-prolyl cis-trans isomerase activity
Source: RefSeq, a predicted model, not a curated record
UGACCACAAGUUGUAUCAAUUCAGCCGUUACGAAGCAUGUUACUCACCAGGUUGCAGCAGGCUGGACAUCGCAACUAACUAGCUCGAAACAUGGCAGAUCAAGAUUUACCAGAAGGAUGGGUGGCUCGCCAAAGUCGUAAACAAGAAGGCAAGACAUAUUAUCUGAACACAUUAACAAAUGCCAGUCAGUGGGAGAGGCCUACAGCUCCAGCUACAGAAACCAUGAGAUGCUCUCAUCUGUUGGUGAAACAUGCGGAGUCCAGAAGACCAUCAUCUUGGAAACAAGAUACUAUAACAAGAUCAAAGGAAGAGGCACUGGAGAUCUUGAAAGGACACAGACAACGUAUCGUUAGUGGUGAAGUAGAAUUCGGCACACUUGCAAGCACAGAAAGUGACUGUAGCUCAGCUCGUAAAGGUGGAGACCUCGGAUGGUUUGGCCGUGGUCAGAUGCAGCGUCCAUUUGAAGAAGCUACCCUAGCACUCAAAGUUGGAGAUAUCAGUGAGCCUAUAUACACAGAUUCUGGCAUCCAUAUUAUAAUAAGAACAGGGUAAUGAGUUUAGGAAUUACCAUUCCAAAAAGAUCACGGCUGUGUUGGCAACUGUAUACAAUACUCCAGCUGUUAGCAGUAAGGUUAAUGCCUAGGUUAUUGGUGUAUGUUUCCUGCAAUGCUCAGACCUUUCAGUGUUUAUUAACACGGCUUUUAGCUGCUUUCAGUGAUCUAUCAACCCUUUCUUUAGCCUCUCUCAAUGUUUAUGAACACUGACUCAGCUGCCGUCAGGCCCUCCGAGUAUCAGUUCUACGCUUGGCCUUUUCAAUGCUUAUUAACGCUGUCAUUAGCCCCUCCCAAUACUGAUCAACACUGCCCUCUUCUCAUAAUGCUUAUUAACCCUGUGAUUAGUUCCUGUCCCCUCUCAAUGCUUAGCAAAACUUCCCUCAGCCACUCUCAAUGCUUAUCAACACUGCCCUCAGCCACUCUCAGCUCUUAUCAGCACUGCCCUCAGCCACUCUCUGUGCUUACCAACACUGCCCUCAGUUCCUUCUGAUGCUUAUCAGAACAGUUGCAUUAUGUGUGUAACGUAUACCACUAUAGAAUUUUAAAGGAAAGUAGCAACAAGACAAAAAUGGACAUGUUAAAAAAGCCAAAAUAGUAUUGAUGAUUUAUAUUUAAGAUUGUUAGAUUCUAGACUUUAUGAUAUUAUACUUAAUGUAACCUAAAUUCCUAUGAAACUUUGUGUAAUUAAACAAACCCUUGUGUGCAACUUUUGUAAGCAUGUUUGCUGCAUCAGCAAAGAUCUUAUAACAAGAUAGCUUUCUCCGUGUUAUGCUUGUAACAAAUAGAAGCGUUCAAUUCACGCAGAAAACAAUAGAAAGUAAUUGUAAUUGAAAGAGGGCGUGCUAGUUGUUACUAUGGCAGUUGAUCCAGAAUUUUCACUGAGAUCUUAGAUGUCAAAGUUCAAAAGUAAUUAUAAUUGCAAGAGGGCGUCCUACACUGCAUUAUUACAGAAUUUGCAUGCAGAAAUCCCGGAGAACGCUACCUUGUUAUUAUAAGAUCUUUGUGCAUCAUUAAGAGCACCAUUCCAAGUGAUUUGUUUUUUAAAAAAUAAACAUGUGAAGUAUCAAUA